AUCCACCCCAUCGCGCUCUCUCUCUCUCUCUCAUUCUCCAUCUCAUCCAGAUCCCGCCGCCCCAACCCUCUCACCCUUUUCCCGGCGAGUCGCACCGCCCCAACCCUCUCCCACCCUCAUCUCGUAGCUCCCCUUCCCUUCAUCAUGCUCGGGCUCCCUCUCGCUUCUGCGGCCUGGACCCAUGUGGUUGGCAGAGCCGUGGCGGGGGAGCUUCACCGGCUACGUCGCCGUGGGUUCACCGGAGUGAAACGCCAGACUUUUUCGGGAGACGACGCUGUUGCGACGCCUCUCUGCCAUCACCGGUGCUGCCAUUUUCGUCGGGCGUAGCGUGCGACCCACAACAUUGGGGACACACCAGUUUCGUCGGUCGAUUCAGACCCAACUCCGUCCCCGCUUCUUCCCUCGAGCCAGCGAUGGCUGUUCUAUUCCAUUCCCCGUUUAAUUUUGAGUACUGGAGUCCAAGGCGAGCCCAACUAUGGCUGAGAAUGAGUGCCAGGGCCCAAGGCUGCUGUAGUGCUAGACGCUGUGGCCGUUUUCUCCCACGCGGGGGCCUGUCGCGCGCUUACCCGGGAGUGUCGACGGUGGGCACGACCUGUACUGCUUCCUGCUGGCCUCUCAAGGCCUCCUCCUGGUCCACAGCUACUCCGCGACUCCAAAUUGGCGGCAUUGAAAAAAGGAAUGGUGUUCCGUGGAUAGGUCAUGCGUUGGAGAGGGAACGACAAGCUGCAGCAGCGAGAGGUCUUGCCUCUUUUCUGCUGUUCUUGCUUCUCCCGUAUGAUUUUUUAGUUGGUUGUCUUGGAGAGGAAACGACAAGCUGCAGCAGCCAGAGUAGUAGGAGCAGCAGCUUCAACUCCCACGUCUCUGAGAUUUGUUCUCCAGUUCAAACUGUGCGUCAACUGUUCAACUGAAUGUCUUAAAAAACGAUGUUUGAUGGAAUGCCAGAAAAGAAUGCACGUCUUUUUCCUGGCUAAAAUUUCGUUGAGAGUGUUCUGUUUUCUCUAUCUGGUAAAUUUCAUUGGCCUCAGAGUUGAUUCCCUCUUUUAAUUCAUUUGGUGUGGUUUUCUAAAUGAAGAAGCAGAACCAUUUUGGUUGUUAUUUUA
Triticum dicoccoides is the source of this 1100-nucleotide messenger RNA. RefSeq lists its product as uncharacterized. The transcript has 4 exons. The record is from RefSeq and is a predicted model, not a curated record. Lineage: Eukaryota; Viridiplantae; Streptophyta; Magnoliopsida; Poales; Poaceae. The coding region runs from base 414 to 908 and encodes 164 amino acids.